This is a messenger RNA of Orbilia oligospora ATCC 24927, 2466 nucleotides long. RefSeq lists its product as uncharacterized. Lineage: Eukaryota; Fungi; Ascomycota; Orbiliomycetes; Orbiliales; Orbiliaceae. The record is from RefSeq and is a predicted model, not a curated record. The transcript has a single exon. Bases 1 to 2466 code for a protein of 821 amino acids.
AUGCCCUACAUAGCCUCAACCCCGGAAGCCCUCGAAGCCCGUCUUGGGCGAACCGACAGCCUAGACCCGGCGACCACCUGUCGUGGCAUCAGCAUUAGUAGUGGGAAGCCAUGUCGACGGAAUAUCACCGCCAAGGCGCCCUCGGGCAAGAAAUCUACGGCUAGCAGCAGCAGCAAUGGGGGUCAACCUAACCCGGCAGAAGCAUUCUUCUGCUGGCAGCACAAGGACCAAGCAGCCGACACUGUGGUUUUACAUAGAAGUGAUAGCCAGAAGAAGAGGCGGCUGCAAGGAAGAACCAGUUUUGAUUCGCUCGUUGAGGUUAUAUUGGGACCUGAGGCUGCCAAUAGCGAGGUUGGGCCUGGACAGACUCAGCUUCUUAUCAGGAGAGAGACGCGAUUGAAUGCAAAUGAAGUCAUGGUCGUCAGCAAGAAUACGGUUGUCAAGAAGGAUUCAAAGAUGGUGAAAACUGCCAAAAAGCCUGGUGAGAGCCAGGGUGCUAUCUGGGAUGCCCUCCACAAUCAGGAGAAUGGAGCUGCACAGGUUGGUGGUCAAGCACCUUACGGGUCUGAUGCGAAUGGCCAGCCUCAGUAUCCUCACAUGAAUGGACAAUACCAUGAUCCUCAGGUAAACGGCCAGUACCAACAGCAGCAGCCGCAGCAGCAGCAAUACCAACAUCCAGGGACGCACGGGGUAUCGCAAGUACACCAACAAUAUCCACCACACCGUCCUUCGGCGCCUGCAAUGGGACGGAUAGACGAGGCUCCAGGAGACACGUACCCUCCUAACAACGAGUUUAAACCGCCCCCACCCCGGCCUCACAGCUAUAGGCCAAAACGGCCAUCCUUGUUGGCGCAGCUGUUCUGUUGUCUCUCAGUUGAAGACAAUGACACGCCACCUCCAAGGCCAUAUGUCCAAGCUCAACAGCACCAACAAGCACAGCAGCACCAACAAGCACAGCAGCACCAACAAGCGCAACAUUAUCAACAAGCACAACAUCAUCAACAAGCGCCACCACCUCAGAUGCAGUCUGUUAGACCUACCCACCAAAUUCCUCCUCCAAUCAAUACAACCCCUUAUCAAGGCAAUUACCAGGCGGUACCACCACAGCAGGUUCAACAAGUUCCCUCAGGGCCUUCCAAUCACCACCCCCCACAUCUGAAGUUCGAGUCCCCAAUCCGACCUGAAUACCCACCCAACAUCCAUGUCCACAAUGGUUGGGACAAAACUCCAUAUCCACCCAACAUGAAUGAUGACGAUGAUGCCGAAUUCUCAUCCUCCUCUGCAGACGAAGACUCCGACGGCGACGAUGCCGAAAGCAUCGCUCUCCCCGAUGAAGCCGUCAGUUCUCUAUCACCCUCUCUCCCUCUCCAUCUUUCCGCAAAAACUCGCACCAAAAUCACCACUGAAAUGCGAAAGCCCAUUUCCCAAAAGGAUAUGCCAGGUUACAUCUACAUCUUCUGGUUGAAAGACGAUACUAGUGCGCCAUUACCAGUCCCCGCAUCUGCGCCACCAACCGUGAGCAGUUUCAAUAUCCCUCCUUUACCAAGCAGCAACGGGUACCUCAAACCUCGCAAAAACAGCUACAUCAAGGAUCCCGGCUCAGCGGCCCUCUUCCGUGUAGUCGAAGACCCAUACGACGAUGACGAUGACGACGAAAGUGGCGCUAUAAACCCCACUUCUAACCGACGUAGCCGAGGAGCUAGCAUCAGUGCCGCACCAUCAUCACCAGGUGGUAGCAAACCUGGUGAAAAGAGAGUCCUACUAAAAAUUGGUCGAGCGCAGAAUGUUCAACGUAGAUUACACCAGUGGAGUCAACAAUGCGGUUAUAACCUUCAAUUACUCCGUUACUACCCAUACGUCUCCCUCCAGGAUGCACCAUCCAGUGCAUCGCUCAAAGGAAGUAGUCCACCACCUACACAUACACCUGGAACCCCCGGUCUAAGCGUUAGCGGGGCCCGCACUCCAUUGAGUGGGAAGCCAACUAGUCCUCCUGCAAGCCUUGGAGCCAAGAAGGUUCCGUUUUCACAUAGGGUCGAGCGGUUAAUUCAUCUUGAGUUGAGAGAUGGUUAUUACAAUAAGCCACACGUAUGUGAAACUUGUCAAACAGUUCAUAAGGAGUGGUUCGCUGUACCCGGGACGAGGGAUGGGGUUAAGCGUGUGGAUGAGGUCAUCAAACGAUGGUGUAAAUGGGCGGAGAGUCUUGAGGGUGCAGUGAAUAGUAGGGAGCAAGGAGGGGUUAGCGAUGGAUUAGGACAUCGGAGGGGCGAUAGUGGUGGUGCUGCAGUGGGAUCUCAGACUUCAAAGUUGAAGGAGGAGAGAAUGGUAACUGGUGGUGUCAGAGGGGUGGAGAGAAUGCAAUGGGCUGAAGGGUAUGAAGGCCCCGAGUCUCAGGGCGCGGACGAUGCGGACGAGCAGGCAAAGAGACAGGCUAGAGUAGAUCGUAUGGGGACGUUUGGGUUUUUGUAA